CAGGUGUUUUAUACGUACAUAUUUGCUUUACUAUCGCUCCUCCACCAAACAAGCUUCUCGACGUUAAGCUGCAUUUCAUAACUUCGCCGCUGUACGAGCACCAACGUUCUUCUCACGACACUUGCACCAUAGCUUGCCCCAGAUACAAUUUUAGAUAUGCCGGACAUAGAUCCAACGACACUGAGCCGGCCCGGCCCCCUUUCACAAUCAGGCGCAACGCCGACCUUGUCUACCAAGUCUCUAUCAGGAACCAAUCUGGCCGGGUCAGCUUCAGGUUCAUCACAAAAGCAGGGAAAGGGUCAAAUGGCUACGAAUGCGGGUACUGGCGCCCCGGGAGCGCCAAGGAUAGAGCUAGAGCCGCUCUAUACCGGACUUAAAGCAGCGGUAGGGGAUCACUGGGCGGACUAUAAAGAGGCUAUUGGCCUCUUCAUGUUAGGUCAACUCAACCAGGCCGAACUGUCAACCCGCAUAGACUACUACAUCACCACAGACCCAUUAAAGGAACAUUUACACAACCAAUUGCUCAACGCCAUCUAUGGAAACAUAUCACGAGAACCACCUGAUACUACUGUUGCGGGUUGGGUAUCAGCAAAUGACAAACCGUCAAACGUGUCGAAGCCAUUAACUGGAGAUGGGGCUGAACAUCGUCUCAAGACGGAGAUUAUGCAGCUGCCACCGAGAGAUCGAAGAAGAUUGAAGCUUAUUCCGGAGUCUGAUAAUUAUAUUUCAAAUUCGAACAUGCUCGCGGAAUAUCACCAAGCGAAACAGAUUAAGCUUCCCGAGAUUGUACCUACGAGCGCGGGAGGUCUAAACACAACUAACUGGGACCUCGAAAUCCACAAACGGUACUCACAACCACUUGCCAGCGAAACGUUUGAAUUUCCGGAACCAUCUUCAAUCGCUCUGCGCAUGACGCCCAUUUGCUACGAAGAAGGCCUUUCGAAUGGCGCAUCUAACACGCAAGAAUGCGCAAGCUACCUUUCAAUCGCAACAGAGGUAUUUGUAAAAGAAAUCCUUAACAGCAUAUUCGGGCGCACGCGCUGCAACGGUCCCCAGUACAUCAUGACCGCACGAUAUAAGCGACAGCUCGAACGCGAAGAGGAACUCUGGCUGCGUGGAGACAUUAAGCGCGACGCGAAUGGACUCUUGCCAGUUGAAAGAGACAAUGCAGGCAGCGGGGGUGGCGUCAGCAUGGGCGAUCUACAGCUCGCCUUGGAAAUGGGCGGGUUUGGAAUGGGUAUGAUGCCUCUCGUCGUCGAGAAGAUUGUAGCAGGAUACAUGGACGGCGAGCUAGAAGAAGAAGAGGACCGAAGAACCAGAGCCAAGACGGCAAGGACUCUGGCAGCAAAAAAGCGUGCCCCUCGCGUUGGUCCUCCUGGUGGCCCUGGCGUACCUCCCGCCACCGCAAGGCCGCCAAAUGGAGAUGGAGUAGACGCCAAGCCUGCCACAAGAGCAGAAAAUAUCCGCCAAGAAUAUGAUCUCAUGGAAAUUGACGACGAUGAUCCAUGGUGGCGCACAUCCAAUGGCGUUCCUAAUACCACCACCUUGGGAACAACAACUGCCGCAAAUAGCGAAGACAUCCUGCCCGGGCCUGUUGACGAAUGGAUUCCACCCGCAAUUGCAGAAGACGCUGCAGAUGACGACUGGGGAUGGGAAGGUGGUGGUGCGGGAGACAGACUUACGUUAGGCAACCUGCUCGAUGAUUGCCUGGCCGUAGGGCAAUGACCUUUGCACACUCCUCCCACUUGAAGCCAUGCCAGAGCUCCCAUUCUCAGCGCCGCAACUCGCCCCUUGCCAUCUCGUCUUUUCUUCUCUGCAGCUCAAAUUUUUUCUGCACAUUCUCGAUACCCUCUUUGCAUCUCGCAUCUCGCGUCUCGCGUCUCGCGUCUCGCG
Messenger RNA from Xylona heveae TC161, 1893 nucleotides. RefSeq lists its product as hypothetical. Lineage: Eukaryota; Fungi; Ascomycota; Xylonomycetes; Xylonales; Xylonaceae. The record is from RefSeq and is a predicted model, not a curated record. Bases 157 to 1725 code for a protein of 522 amino acids. Gene Ontology annotation, biological process: regulation of transcription by RNA polymerase II. Gene Ontology annotation, cellular component: SAGA complex. The transcript is spliced from 4 exons. Gene Ontology annotation, molecular function: transcription coactivator activity.